Messenger RNA from Suillus fuscotomentosus, 1057 nucleotides. RefSeq lists its product as uncharacterized. Gene Ontology annotation, cellular component: mitochondrion. The transcript has 2 exons. Lineage: Eukaryota; Fungi; Basidiomycota; Agaricomycetes; Boletales; Suillaceae. The coding region runs from base 194 to 814 and encodes 206 amino acids. The record is from RefSeq and is a predicted model, not a curated record.
UGGAACUUUUCUGACUUAGGGGAUUCCGAGUCAUGUGGGUGUGGGAGCUGACUCAGCACACUGUGCGCCAAUCUGAGUCAGCGACUCAGCGCAGCCAACGUUUGUCAUCAAACAUCAUCUCCAGUAGACUUCCAGGGCUCGUUAUUUAACCUGCGAUUCGAGCAGGACGAUUCACGAGACGACAGGAGUAUGCAUGCUGUCUCUUGGCCAGCGGAGGAUAGCGGUAUCUGCAUGCGCUCGCCCAUGCUUACACUCAUUCACUACAAAUACGACAAGCUCGUCUAACACUGUUUUGUCGAUACCAUCCAUAUCCCGAAACUAUUGGAAUAAUCGAAGUAGAGGUGGACAAAAUCUUACUGAACGCUACCGCAGACUAGAAAAUACUCUCCGGGGGGAAAAUGCUCUCAUGAAGCAGAUAUCCGAGAUUUCUCAGGAUGCAUCCAAGGCCAGGGCGCCUCCAUUGCUAUCCUCCUCGCCCUAUGGUGCUCAAAAUAUUCCCAAUACCAUCGCGGGCUUUGUGAUCCCCAAGGAACCCAUACCACCUUCAGAUGAAGAAUGUUGCAUGUCAGGAUGUGCAAUUUGUGUCUAUGACCUUUACGAAGAAUCUCUGGAAGCUUACAAAGAGUCGAUUGUGACCUUGCGCUCAUCGCUUUCCGCUCUUUCAAUACCAGAAUCCGAGUGGCCAGACCACGUUCGAACCAAUACACCAGCUACACAAAAGAGGCACGAUAUCGUCCUCAAUGCGUUCGAAGAAAUGGAGCGUCAGUUGAGGGAGAAGAAGGAGCGGAGAGCUGCAGUUGAAGCGGAGAGUUAGUUUGCGGCUACUAGCUGGGGCUAGCCACUACUAACAUUCGGCUUCUGAUAGAAAGGACGAGAGGAGAAUUAGUCUCAGAUGAUACGGAGAUGUCUCCUAUAAACAUUCAGAUGUUGUAUGAAGGCAUCAGGUGGUUAUUAUUCCCAAAACGUUGACUAGUACCAUCACUAGUGGGAGAUCACUCAUAUGUUCCGUGUCUGAUUCGCCUACGCACGACGUCAAUAUUAUUACUAUUUGCACUGU